AUGUUGAGCGGAAAGACUUGUGAAGAUGUUUUUACGGAGGCCAAGGAGCUAUACAAGACCUCAUCUGGGUCAUGCUUCGAUCUCAAUCACUGCUGGGGAAUCUUGAAGGAUACCCCCAAAUGGCUGGCAACUCAGCAAGAAAACAACGGGGGAGGCAAGAAGGCAAUUCAAGCUCAAUCAAACUCACAAUCAACAGUGGCACCGUCUUCCAACAUGCCAAGCUCAACCCCGGCUGCAUCCAGCCCUGCUGUAGUUAUCAAUGUCAAUGAGGACGAUCCAGAAAACGGUCAAUCUGUUCUUGGGAACGUUUCUUUGGAGGGUCAAAAAGCUGCCAAACCAAAAUGCACCAAAGACAAUGCAAUUGAGAAGAUUCUUUUGAUGCAACGGGACCUCGUUCACAUCUCACACAAAUGGUUGUCCUCAAUGCAAUCAUUGGCGGAUGAAGCAGUGAUGUCAAAGGAUCUCACUAUGUUGGACAAAGAAAGCCGUACCUAUUAUAAAAAGAAGAAGAGAGUGAUCAUCCAUCGCUGUGGAACUACUCUUGGGAUGAAUAGAGCUGGAGAGGGAAAGAUGCUUUAAUGGGCUGCCUCUCUGGUAACUGGGUUGAGUAAGAUAACAAGAAAAAGAUAAGAGUAUGGACUCUUAAGGAAAGGUGUGGCUUUGGAGAAUUCUUG
Molecule: messenger RNA, 674 nt
Organism: Puccinia graminis f. sp. tritici CRL 75-36-700-3
Lineage: Eukaryota; Fungi; Basidiomycota; Pucciniomycetes; Pucciniales; Pucciniaceae
Exons: 2
Coding region: 1-579 (192 amino acids)
Source: RefSeq, a predicted model, not a curated record